GAGCCCCAGCCCCAGCCACAUUAUCGAUUGCGUAUGUGUAUGUCUGCGAAAUAGCCGUGUACACCUAAACACCUAUACACCUGCACACCUACUCCCACACAUCUGCCCACACACACAAACACACACACAGUAACGCACGUCAACGGCAAGAACAGGAACGGCAGCACUUGACGUAUCCAGACAACGCACGGAAUCUGCAGGGAUCAGCAGGAGCAACCGCAAACGCAUCAACCUCAAAACACAGCAGACAGGCACACAGAAAGACAGCAAAGCGCUCUGAACAGAAAUGGCCAGCGGCGGGGAUCCCAAGUGGCAGAAGGAUGCGGCCGACCAGAACUUUGACUACAUGUUCAAGCUGCUCAUCAUCGGCAACUCCAGUGUGGGCAAGACGAGCUUCCUCUUCCGCUAUGCCGACGAUAGCUUCACAUCCGCCUUCGUCUCCACGGUGGGCAUCGACUUCAAGGUGAAGACUGUCUUUCGCCACGACAAGCGGGUGAAGCUUCAGAUUUGGGACACGGCUGGGCAGGAGCGUUACCGCACCAUCACCACAGCCUACUACCGCGGGGCAAUGGGUUUCAUCCUGAUGUAUGAUGUCACCAACGAGGACAGCUUCAACUCGGUCCAGGACUGGGUCACACAAAUCAAAACCUACUCGUGGGACAAUGCCCAGGUGAUUUUGGUCGGUAACAAAUGCGACAUGGAGGAUCAGCGCGUGAUUAGCUUCGAGCGGGGCCGCCAGCUGGCCGAUCAGCUGGGCGUGGAGUUCUUUGAGACGUCCGCCAAGGAGAAUGUGAAUGUGAAGGCUGUCUUCGAGCGUCUGGUGGAUAUUAUAUGCGACAAGAUGUCCGAGAGCCUCGACGCAGAUCCGACGUUAGUGGGCGGGGCACAGAAGGGGCAGCGCUUGACGGACCAGCCGCAGGGCACGCCCAACGCCAACUGCAACUGUUAGAGUGCCACCAGCCCCAGGAGAACGAGAAGCCGAGAAACCGAGCAAACGGAACCGUAAUGACAGCGACAGCAACUGAGACAACAACAUACAGAACAGAAACAGAAAAAACAUGAAACAUGAAACUUAAAACCAAACAUAAAACCUAAAAUCUAGCUAAUUAGUCAGUUCAUUAAUCAAGAGAUGAAGGGGCGCUAAACCGCCAGUUAAACGAUGAAAUGUAUAUGCAGGCGGCAUCCAUGAAUAUCAUGAAAUACGAUGAGUACCAUGAAAUACGAUGAAUACCAUGAAUGAUGCCUGUGUGCACUGUAUUUGUAACCAUAUAUAUGUAUGUAUGUUUGUAUAUCCUUUGCGUUCGAUCGCCUCCGUGUAAAUGUCAAAAUGUUAUUUAAUCAAUGUUUCAAUUGUAAUCGAUAAUUGGUAAUUGGUAAUUUGUAUCUUGUAACGUGUAAUUUAAUCGGCUGCCGCAGCAACGCACUAACUUGUUGAACAUUGACUUGUAUUGAGGAGAGCAGAGUCUAGGGCUAGCAGCACUAAUUAAAUGUGCACACAUUCUGUGCUGAAAAUAAUUAUUUCAUUUGCCAACUAACUUCAACUUUAAAUGCAACUGCAACUGCAACUGCAUUCGCGAUUCUCCAUCUCCAUUAAAGAAGGGGCUGGAAGCCGCCAACAGGCUACAGGGCACUUUCCACUUGUAUAUACAUAUGCUGACUAAACUGUACAGUUUAAAUGCUUGGUCACAACGCACAAAGCUAGCAAAUUGGUGAAAUCGAACAUAGUAACUAAAGCUACCAUUAUGACUAAUCUAUAUACAUACACAUAUGUAUGACACACACACACAACACACACAAAACACACAUAUAGCCCCGAUCCCGUCUUGCCUUGGCUGGAAGGCUGUGGGGGUCGCGACCGAUCGCGAUCGGUCUGUGGAGCAACCUCACACAGAGACAAAUACAGAUAAAGACACAUUCACAGAUACAGAUACACACACAUGCUCGUAUAUAUGUAGAGCUAUUUAUGGGGUCGUUUGCAUGUAAUCGAGUGGUAAGCCAUAAUUAAUAUUAUUAAAUAUGUACCUAUUAUUAUUAUU
Messenger RNA from Drosophila obscura, 2036 nucleotides. Its product is annotated as ras-related protein Rab-3. NCBI's taxonomy places the organism in Eukaryota, Metazoa, Arthropoda, Insecta, Diptera, Drosophilidae. Gene Ontology annotation, molecular function: GTPase activity; GTP binding. Gene Ontology annotation, cellular component: synaptic vesicle; endosome; plasma membrane. The transcript is spliced from 5 exons. The record is from RefSeq and is a predicted model, not a curated record. Bases 287 to 949 code for a protein of 220 amino acids. Gene Ontology annotation, biological process: protein secretion; regulation of exocytosis; protein localization to plasma membrane.